AUGAUCAUCAACUCCAUGAUUGUUCCAGCAGUCAUUUGUGCUCUGCUGAGCUGGAUGUGUGGUGUUGCAGGUAGCAGCAGCUGCAGUGAAGCAGAAAGAGAAGCCCUUGUAAAUUUCAAGGCCGAUAUCCAAGACCCUUCAGGCCGGCUAUCUUCUUGGUCUGGCAGUAAUGGAGACUGUUGCAACUGGCGUGGCGUUGAAUGUGACAAUACUACUGCCCAUGUCAUCAAGCUUCAUCUCGGAUGUCCUGGUUGUUUUGAGAAUUAUGUGCUCAAGGGCAAGAUAAGCCCUUCCUUACUUGGGUUGAAGCAUCUGAGAUAUUUAGACCUUUCAGACAACAACUUCCAAGGGAUUCCGAUUCCAGGUUUUCUAGGCUCCAUGAGCAGUUUGGAUUCUCUUUUCCUUGGUGGAUGUGGAUUUGCCGGAGCCAUCCCUCAUCAACUUGGAAACCUCUCAAACUUGCAACGUCUUAGUCUGCGCGCUGGUCGUGGCUAUGUACUACAUGCUGAUACUCUGCAGUGGCUCCCUGGUCUUUCUUCGCUGCGAUAUCUUAACUUGAGAAAGGCUGAUCUCAGCAAUGUUUCCGAUUGGCUCAGCAUGGUAAACAAUCUCCCUUUUCUUUCUGAACUUGAUCUUUCGAAUUGUCGAAUAAGCCAUAUGCCAUCACAUUUAAUGAAUGUCAACCUUUCAUCAUUGGCUGUUCUUGACCUGCAACGCAAUGAAUUUGCUCCAACUUCGCUUCCUAUCUGGGUUUCUCAUCUCAGAGGCCUGACUUCUUUGGAUCUAAGGUACAACGAUUUCAGAGGUCCAAUUCCUGAUGAGCUUCAGAACCUUACCUCCAUAAGAGCUCUUCAUCUGUCUACCAACGACUUCAAUGGUUCAAUACCAGAUUGGCUGUUCAGUUUUCCCCACCUUGAGGACAUAGAUCUCAUCAGCAACAAGUUGGUUGGUAAGAUAUCAAGCUCAAUUGGGAACUUGACCUCUCUUGUCAACCUCGACUUGUCGUUCAACUAUGGCCUUGAAUUUGAAGGAGGGUUUCCUACGUCAAUCAAAGGGCUGUGCCAAUUGAGCUCGCUCUGUCUAUCAGGGAUAACUUUAAAGCAUAGUGUAUCAGAUGUGUUUGAAAUCCUUGGUGGAGAAUGCCCUUCAGAAACACUUCAAGUAUUGGAAUUGGAUAGUUGCCAGCUAUUUGGUCAGUUGUCUGAUGACAUCGGGAAUUUGAAGAGACUAAACAGUCUGGUGCUCACUGACAACUCCAUAUAUGGUUCCCUUCCAGCGUCAUUUGGUGGCAUGGCAUCCUUGAAGUACUUCAGAAUCGAAAGAAACAAAAUAAAUGGGACUCUUCCUGUGAGUUUUGGUCAGCUGGCAGAGCUGAGAAAUGCUGACAUUUCUCAGAACUCGAUUGAGGGUGUCGUCUCAUCAGAGAUUCACUUGGCCAAGCUCACCAAGUUGGCUAGUCUCCGUGCAGCUGGAAACCAUAUCGUGUUGGAAGUGAAACGAGAUUGGGUUCCUCCCAAGCAGCUCGCGGUACUGGACUUAAGUUCAUGGUACGUUGGACCUCACUUCCCCAUAUGGCUCCGAGAAAUCGAGCAUCUCGUGUCUCUUGAUCUCUCCAACUCUGGAAUUCUAGAACCCUUUCCCGAUUGGUUCUGGGGCAUGCAUUCUCAGCUCUUCUAUCUCAACAUGUCUCGCAAUCAGAUCCCUGGGAGGCUUCCAAAUUUAAUCUUAGCUCCUUCCGUUGACUCAUUGUUUGAUUUGAGUUGGAACCGCUUGGAGGGUCCCCUGCCAAUUAUCUCUUCCAACAUGACUUUCUUGGACCUUUCCAACAACUUUCUCUCUGGAGACUUGCUCAACUUCUUGUCCUCCAAUCCAUCUCAGGUGAGGCAGACAGAGUUUCUCAACCUUCACGGAAACUUGUUGUCUGGAGAGAUACCCGAUUACUGGAGUAGUUGGCAGAGCUUGAAGGUUUUAAGAUUGGGAAGCAACAACUUAACAGGGAAGAUCCCAGAGUCCAUUGGAAGCUUGAGCAACCUUCUGUCGCUGCGCAUUCAGAACAACAGCCUGAGUGGUGAAAUCCCUUCAUCCCUUGCCAACUGCUCAAACAUAGUCUCCAUCGACUUAGCCGACAAUGGACUGGAAGCCAACAUUCCAAAUUGGAUUGGGGAACGAGGGCUUCAGAAGCUGUCCAUCUUAAAUCUGCGUGGCAACAAGUUCUUGGGAGAAAUUCCUGAGCAGCUUUGUUCUCUGCAGCAUCUGCAGAUCCUGGACCUUUCCCAUAACUUUCUGUCUGGGAACCUCCCGCAGUGUGUGGGUAAUCUCAGUGCCAUGUCUGGCUCCAGAAACGACGAUCAAGGAGUGAUUUACUUGUUCUUUGGCGGGGCGAAAAUGUUUGUGGAAUACCAAGUUCUGGUGGCACAAGGGCAGGUCAAGGCUUACAGCACCAUAUUGAACUACGUCAGGAGUCUGGACCUUUCAUGGAACAACCUGUCAGGCGAAAUCCCAGAAGAAAUCACAAGGCUUGGGACCCUGAAAUAUGUCAACUUGUCGCGCAACUCAUUCUCGGGUGGGAUCCCAGGGGAUUUAGCUUCCAUGACAUCCUUGGAAUCACUGGACUUGUCUGGAAAUCAGCUAUCUGGAGCAGUGCCUCCAGGCUUGGCGAGCCUGACAUUCCUCAAUCACCUCAACUUGUCGUACAACAGCUUGAGUGGCCGAAUUCCUUCAAGCACUCAACUGCAGAGCUUUGAUGCAUCCAGCUUCAUGGGAAACAAGGGACUCUGCGGCCUACCAUUGGAUGUGAACUGCAGCAGCGAAAACAACUCUUCUGGUGAAGGGAAUGAGGUCUACUGGUAUGAUAUGGACUGGUGGUACUUCAUCAGCAUCGUGCUUGGCUUUCUGGUUGGCUUUUGGGGCGCAGUUUUCCCAAUUGCAGUUUACCCAAACUUGAGAAGCUUGUAUUUUGGUUUCGUGGAUCACAUGGGGAACAAGCUCGGUACUUUAUUGAUGCCUAGCGCUGGUGGAUCCCUUCCUGCUUCACGAGGAUGA
Messenger RNA from Linum tenue, 3042 nucleotides. NCBI's taxonomy places the organism in Eukaryota, Viridiplantae, Streptophyta, Magnoliopsida, Malpighiales, Linaceae. The record is from the annotation of a GenBank genome assembly.